Messenger RNA from Adineta ricciae, 351 nucleotides. The record is from the annotation of a GenBank genome assembly. NCBI's taxonomy places the organism in Eukaryota, Metazoa, Rotifera, Eurotatoria, Adinetida, Adinetidae.
AUGAGCAUCCAAAUUUCAUUCUUAUUUUGUAUAUGCAUUGCUGUGGCUGUUCCACUAGUGGCUUUGGCUACAUCGAAUCAUCAAGUAGAAGAAGGUAUGGUUGACAAUUUUAACGGCAUCGACCGGUUCGAAGAGACACGUCAUCGUGGCCAACAGCCUCACCAUUCUCUCUCCCAAGAUGAUGGAUCAAGCGAAAAUGAGCAUUUUCUUUUAAAGAAAGCCGCUGAUUUCGAACAAAUUCUAAAGCCCUGCAACAAAAUACCAGCCAGCGGUCGUGGUCAAGAAUAUGCUGAUUGUGUUCGCAAUCGUAUGUUAUUGAUGGGCAGACGAAAACGUCGUCAAGCGGUCUAA